AAAAACAGUGAGACAAAAUAUAUUUUUCAUGGUAGGGUCAAAAUCUUAUCAAGACAGAUGAUUUUGUCCGCACAAUCUAUUUCCUCUUCUUUUGUGGGACCCUUAAAGAUUUUAUGUCACAUAGCGUCUCUAUAUAACAACAUCACCUCUAAUCCCCUCUUAAGUCUACCUUCUCCUCUCUCUCUCAACCUCUCUUUUCUCUCCUUUUCCUAUCUUCAUUUUCACCCUCUUAACUUUCACUAGCUAGGUUUCUCAAACAACCUUAAUACCUCAGAGGGCUACCACAUUGUCUUCUUUUCCCAUAAGAACAUGAAAGAGAGUGGCAGAAAACAAGGUACCAUGUCGCCAUGUGCGGCAUGCAAGCUUCUUCGAAGGAGGUGCACCAGGGAUUGUGUCUUUGCUCCUUAUUUUCCUGCUCAUGAACCCCAGAAGUUUGGUAGUGUCCACAAGGUUUUCGGGGCUAGCAAUGUCAACAAAAUGCUACAGGAAUUACCUGAGCACCAAAGAAGUGAUGCAGUAAGUUCAAUGGUGUAUGAAGCAAAUGCAAGAGUGAGGGACCCUGUGUAUGGAUGUGUGGGAGCCAUUUCCUCUCUGCAACAACAAGUUGAUGAGCUCCAAACCCAAUUGGCACUGGCAAAAGCAGAGGUUGUUCACAUGAGAAUGAGCCAAUUCUCACCACCAUCAUCGGAUCAACACCACCACCACCACCACCACCAAGCCUCCCUAAUGCCUCAUGAACCCUCCAAUUCAUCAUCAGAAAACAUGUUCCAAUCUAGCAGGCUCUUGUCUUCACAAACCAAGUCCCUUUUUGGCAUGGACAUGGUCGUUGACCAGACCAUCAUGGGGCAAUCUUUGUGGUCAUACUAGAUUGUUUUUCAUGCCAUGUUCAUUUUCCUGUUGUCAUUAUUACAUUAUCACGGGUUUGCUUUAUUGUUUCCCUCACUAUCAUAUAUAUAUAUUUACCUUAGUCUCUUUUCAUGACUGAAAGGACAUCCAUCUAUCUCUCUGCAUUACCAAGAGAUGAUGAUGAUGAUUAGUUAGUCCUAGUGUAAAUGUCUAAACUUGUAAUUAUUAUGAGUAAUCAUAUCAUUAGUAUUAAGUUGACUAUACUUUUUCACCUCUUCUUCACUAUCUAUCUCACCCUUUUCUUCCAAACAUCAUCAUUU
Molecule: messenger RNA, 1166 nt
Organism: Vigna radiata var. radiata (mung bean)
Lineage: Eukaryota; Viridiplantae; Streptophyta; Magnoliopsida; Fabales; Fabaceae
Product: LOB domain-containing protein 4
Exons: 2
Coding region: 310-867 (185 amino acids)
Source: RefSeq, a predicted model, not a curated record